Messenger RNA from Aphidius gifuensis, 2430 nucleotides. RefSeq names its product out at first protein (gene oaf). The coding region runs from base 181 to 1017 and encodes 278 amino acids. The transcript has 4 exons. The record is from RefSeq and is a predicted model, not a curated record. NCBI's taxonomy places the organism in Eukaryota, Metazoa, Arthropoda, Insecta, Hymenoptera, Braconidae.
UUGACUGUUGUGAUUGUUGAGCUGUCAAAGUGACACCGAUAAUUAAUAGUUUGAUCUUUAGACUUAUUAUUAUCGGCAUGUAAAUCAAUUUGAAAAAUAAACAAUCAUCGAUCUCAAUGAUCGAUGAUUAAUCCAAUUUUUGAUAUUUAAUAUGGUGCCAAGUUAAAAGUUUAUUCAACAAUGAAUUUCAAUAAUGUCAUGAGUGUUUUUAUCACUGUACAAUGUCUAUUUGUAAUUUGCACUACUCAUUUAUUAAUUAAUGUUAAAAACCAAGGUGGUGACAUAUUUUCAGAAAUAAUUGAGGCAAAUGUCACUGAAGACAUGAUAACACUUGAAUUUCAAAGAUCAGAUGGAACAUUUGUCACUCAAUUAAUUGACUUCAAAAACGAAGUUCAAGUGAUAAAAGCACUUGUUUUGGGAGAAGAAGAACGUGGACAAAAUCAAUAUCAAGUUAUGUGUUUUGUAAAUCAUUUUUAUAAAAUGGAUUUUAUAUCAUCUGAUGCUAUGUCUAAAUUGAGACAGAAAAAUCCUGGUAGUAUAAGAGUUGCUGAAGAGGAUAGAGGAUCUACGAAUUAUACAAUGGAUUUAUUUUUAGAUGUUAAUAAAUCAAAUAUUAUUAGUAAACAUAUUUUAAAACUUUGUACUGAAGCUGGGGAUUCAACUUAUACAAGACAAGAUGAUUUAAAACAGUGGCUACUAAGACCAGGAACAUCAGAGUCUUUAUUAAUAGACUCUGUAAAAAAUUUCACAUCAAUGACUCUCAAUCCAGCAACAAUAAAUUCAACAAAAUCAUCAACCACUCCAAAAUGUGCUGACACAUCAAAUUUAUGGGCACCAUGUUCUUGCUCAUUAGAAUUAUGCAUUGGCUGGUAUCCAUGUGGUCUUAAAUUUUGUAAAAACAAAACUGACAACAAAAAACCACCAUCAACAUACAGAUGUGGUAUUAAAACUUGUAAAAAAUAUUUUAUAUUUUCGUACUAUUCUAAAAUUAAACAAAAUUGUCUUUGGGAUGAAUGACACGUACGUUCGCGUUAAUUAUUUAUCAUAAAAAAUAUAUUAACGCGAAUUUAUAAAGAAAUUUUUAUCAUGCUUUAAUAAUCAUAAAAUAAGCAAUUAUAACGUGAUCGAUUUUUAAUUUGCAAUAAUUAGCUAAAUAUAUUUAUUUAUUAUUUUUCAAAUUUUUUUAAUAAUUGUAAAAUUUUAUUUUACUGCUUUAAUUUAUUAUUAAUAAUUUAAUUGUUAAAUAGAAAAACAAUUUAUAUGUAAAUAUUCAUUCGUACUAUUUCUUCUUGAGAAUUUUUAUAUUUAUCUCUUGAAGAAACUAAAAGAAAUAAUUUACAAAAUUACAUUCCAAUGUCCAAUUUUUUAUUGUUGGAAUUUUUGUAAAUUAAUUUCUUCAAAUGUAACACAUUCCCACAGGGUUUAAAUAUUAUUUUCUAUUGAAAAUAAGACAAGCUAUUAUUAAAAUUUAUUUACUUUGUGAUGUAUCAUUGAUAAUGUUGCCUUUUUUUUUGAAAUUACUGUAGUAAUAAAUGAUCCGUUUAAUGACAUUCGUAAGACUGUUUAAAUCGUCCAUUUGAUACAAACAAAUAAUAAAUUUAAAAAUCGAAAUAUACCAAUCAUCCGUCGGCAGUUUAAAAAAAAUUAAGUCAAUAAAAACUGUCAACUAAAAAUACCAAAAUAAUUAAAACUAAGAAUUAGUUAAAAUUUAUAUUAAUCUAAAUUAUUUAGAAAAAAAAUUAUCAUAAUAAAAGGCUAAAGUCCAUGAUAGAAAAAAUAUUAAAAAAUUAAUCAUGAAUAUCAGUAGCUUUAAUUGAAAAAAAAAAUAAUGUAAAUACGUAAUUAAUUAGCUAACAUUAGCUCUCUAAAAAAAAAAAUCAUAAUUAACAAAAAGAGCUAAUUUUUUUUUUUUCGUUUUCUAAUGUUUCUAACGAAAUUUCUAAUCCAGUCAUAAUGUUAAUUGUAAUAAUUUUUAUUGUUUUCUUUGUACACCUGUAUAUUGUAGUUUAUAAAAAUAUUUUUUUAUAAAUAUAUAAUAAUGAAAUAUUGAAAAACAUAUAUUGUCUUUGUAAAAAUAUUUUAUUUGAAUAAAAAGUUUUUUUUUUUUUUUUUACAUAGUGAAUAUAAAACAGAGAAAAAUUAUUUAAAAAAAAAAUAAUAAUUGCCUACGAUGUCCCGUCAACAUCACCAAGGGAUAUUGCCCCUUAAUUUGUAUAUAAUUUUUUUUUUUAAUUAAUUUAAAUAUUAAUUUAAUCAGUAGUAAUAAAUUUCAAUAAACUUGACUCGAAGAGUCAUGUUCUUUGAUCCAAGACUCAUUGAAUUACAACACGUUUUGAUGUAACAUAUUUAUUUACAAAAUAUCAUAUUAAUAUUAUAAAUUUUGAUAUCAAACAUAACUUAAUUAAUAAUAUAUUUAAUUAUCAAUUUUAA